AUGCAGAACAAAACAUCAAGACUACAUGAGACUGCUCUAUCUGUAGGUUUAAAGAUAAAUGCACAAAAGACAAAGAUAAUUAGCCUGAAUUACAAAACUAGUAAACAACCAAUAACACUUAAAGGAGACAACAUAGAAGAAGUGGAAAAUUUUACUUAUCUAGGUACUAAUAUCAGCCAGGACAACGGCACUAGCAAAAAUAUCAUGGCAAGAAUCAACAAAGCCAGAACUUCUUUCUGCAGAUUACGAACAGUAUGGAAAACAACAUCAAUAUCCAGGUCCACAAAAAUCAAAAUCUAUAAUAGCAAUGUAAAAUCAGUUUUGCUAUAUGGUGCAGAGUCAUGGAGGGUUAUAAAACCUGACUUCAGCAAACUGUCAUCUUUUCACAAUACAUGUCUUCGAAAAAUUUGCAAGUUCUUCUGGCCAAAAACCAUCAGUAAUAAAGAACUAUACACCCUAACCUUACAACGAGACAUCAGAACAGAAAUUAAAGAAAGACGAUGGAAAUGGAUAGGCCAUGUUCUACGAAAAGACAAACAUGACAUCACAAGGAUAGCUCUUCGUUGGACACCAGCAGAGGGGAAAAGAAAGAGAGGGAGACCAAAAGAAACAUGA
Messenger RNA from Mytilus trossulus (common blue mussel), 615 nucleotides. RefSeq lists its product as uncharacterized. Bases 1 to 615 code for a protein of 204 amino acids. The transcript has a single exon. The record is from RefSeq and is a predicted model, not a curated record. NCBI's taxonomy places the organism in Eukaryota, Metazoa, Mollusca, Bivalvia, Mytilida, Mytilidae.